Messenger RNA from Penicillium olsonii, 4875 nucleotides. Lineage: Eukaryota; Fungi; Ascomycota; Eurotiomycetes; Eurotiales; Aspergillaceae. The record is from the annotation of a GenBank genome assembly.
AUGAGCAAAAAGUUCAAAUCCCAGGCCUCCAGCAGUCGCGCUGCCGGUAGUGCCUUUGGCUCAUUCGGGGGGUUCUCCGGAAGCCUUUCCAGCCAAGGGAAAGAGCCCUCCGCGCUGACAUAUAUUACGGCACCACCAGAUCUGUCCCGUAUUGACGAUCAGAAACUCGUCAUCGCGUUCAAGAACCUACUGAAGAAAGAUGACACCACUCGCACAAAGGCAUUAGAAGAAUUGAGGGAGCAUAUUUCGACAGUGGAAGCGAACAAAGGCACCUUGGAUGCCGGAUUUUUGGACGCAUGGGUCGGCAUAUACCCCCGGUUAUCAAUUGAUCUCUCUCGACGAGCCCGUCAGCUUGCCCAUUCAAUUCAAGGCACCGUCGCAAGUCUCGCGGGAAAGCGGAUUGUCCCCAACCUACCAAAAGUUAUCGGUGCCUGGAUUGCAGGCAUCUACGAUAAUGAUAAGAUCGUCCAUCGGUCUGCUCUUGAAUCAUUUACGAAAGUCUUCUCAACGGAACAAAAACGAAGUAACGUGUGGAAGAUCUACCAGAGCUCGAUAUUGGACUUUGUAGAUGACGUCAUUCUUCACCAAUCAGCCUUGACACUGAGUGAUGAGAGGACUGUGAAACGAGACGAUGCCGAGGGAAAAUACGCUCGUGUGGUUGGAGCUGCAAUCAUGCUUUUCAACCGUGUCUUAGGCAAUUCGGCCGAUGAAGAUUUGGAGAAGGACUUCUCGCAGAUUGAAACAAUAUUAGCCAGCAAGUUCCUCUGGGCUCUUUGUCACCAUGAUGAUCCAUACGUCCGUCGCUCCAUCUACGUCCUGCUUCGAACUGCAGUUUCCCGUGAGCCUGGGUGGGUUGACUGGCCGACCCUCAGCUCAGCCGUGAUUGGAAAAUCCCUGUCUCUCCAGCAGAUUGGAUCAGCAUCAGAACUGUCUGAGUCUCUUCUUGUCCUGUCCAUCUCGAGACCUCAAGUGUGGACGGACGACUAUAGUGGGAAAUCUUCUGCUUCAAAGAGGUUACGCCAGUAUAUCCAGAAGGGAUCUCAAGGAGGAGCCAGUAGUUUCUGGUCAAACCUGGACCAACUACUUCGAACAGUGCCCCACGAAGUACUAGCAGGUGCGGACAAAGCCACCGCUGAUCGAGGAAUUACAUCUACCAGCGCAAUCGCCUUGACUGAAGCUUUCCAAGAAGGAUUGAACUCACGAGAAGAGCCGCGCCAGAACCUCACCGUCGGAUGGAAAUGCUACAUUCAAAUUGCGACAUGGCUCGCGACUUUGAUUCCACAGGACCAAAAGACCGAAUUUAUUGACCAAAGAAUCUCCCCCUUGGUUGUGAAUCAUGUACGACUUGACCCAAACCUGACACAAUGGGUACUUCCAGCUCAGUCAGCCGAGGACAGCUGCGUGCAUUAUCUGUGUACCUUGGGUUCUACUGGACAUGAGCAAGAAUUGGAGUCGCUCUGCAGAACUCUCUCCGAGGGUCUGCUAGAAGCUGUCAAGCUGUCCUCUCCCGAACAAUCUAAAGGUUUCCGCGAAUCUCAAGACUCUAUCUGUGCCCAGGCCAAACGUCUCAUGGCCUUAGAGUCUGCCGUUCUUUCGCGCAUUGCGGAUUCCAAGGAGCCACGAGUGACAGAAAUAAUCGAAACUUCCAUAUCAUCUCUCCUUGAAAGUUGUCUUGAAGUCUUGCGCACCCGCAAUGGCAAGCCAUAUGGUGCAGCUGCCGUUGUUGUCGAAUGUGUCAGCAGUAUACCUACCGUCGCCCAAAAAUCCCAAGACCUAAAGAGUUUCGUCCAGAAGGAUGCCCCGGAGCUCCUACUUUCCCCUUCUGCUGACCGCUUGAUUUCAACCAUUUUGAAAUGCCGAGAAUGGGAUGGUUUCUCGUCAAGUUUCGAGAACAUUGUCGAACAAGCUCUUGCGCUUGAGCCCGAACAGUCUAAUGUCCACGUGCUCCAAAGCUUGCUUUCAUCCCUCAACUUUAAUGAAGUUGAGCACAAGGAGAAACUCAAUUCACUCGUCGUGCGGGCUUUAGACAAAGCUUGCUGUGGAAGCCAUUCUCAUUGGCCUAUCAUUACAGCUGUUCUCCAGAACAAAUCAUCACAUGGCGAACUGAUGGACAAGAUCUUUUUAACUUUGAUUGAUGAGCUGUCCACCAAUGACAAAGUCUUGAAUGCGCUACACGGGAUCUCCCACAUUGGGAAGACUGCACCAUCUGCUGCCCGGGAAUUCCAAAGUGGAUUGAACGGCUCUAAGCUCGCGGGAAAGCUGAUAUUCCUCACAGAGUCUCCUGAAGAGGAGGUCGCGAGCCUGGCGGAAGCACUUUUGAAGUCAUUGAAGGAAGCCGUCGUUGGCGAGACUACUACAAAGUCGGGUAUUGAAAUUCUUCAGCAUGGUUUCAACCACGUGGACGAAGAAUCAUUGUCAGUUGAAUCUCUUCUUGCUAUUGCGGCUGAGCUUCUCCCGAGCAUCACUGCCGACGGUGCAACUAGCACCGCCGCCGAGAUUCUACCUUCUCAUCGCUCAUGGGAAGAAGCUCUUACGCCUUUCCUCCAACUCCCACCUCGCUACUCCAUAGCCAUCACGUCUCCUCUUGGGGGUGCUGUCCACUUGGUUCAACGCGAGCUAUCUGACUCGUUCAAAGCCCUGUGGCCUACCAUUCCACGCGAUUCUGAUCAUCGGUCCUCUGCUUUCCGCCUGGCGGCUUUCACGAUCAAUGUUCUUUCUACAUCUGAUAUAGUGAGACAUCUGAACCAGGAGAGUCUCGAGACUUUGUUCCGCUUUUUGCCUUUGGCUAUCCAACUCAUCGAUGAUGAUCUCAGCAUCGAAAACAGCAACGGAAUCUCAGGCAUUGAAUUAGCCGAUCAACGAGACGAGUAUACGCAGACCGUACUUGAUGGCCGAAGCGUCAUCACCAAACUGGUUCAUGACAGCGAACCAGUUGGAUCUGCACCAGAGAAGACAAUUUCAUCAUUGUUCACUGAGCUUUGGGAAGCCAGACUGGAGGAAGUUAAAAGUACUUCUCCUGCUGACUAUCGCAUUGGCGAAGCAUUUGUCAAGGUCAUGAAUAUUGCGGAUUCAACGCAAAAGUCCAAAUCCUCGGAAGAUGUCGCGCAAAUCUGCAGAGAUGCACGUUCGGUCAAUAUCUUCCGUUCGGCAUCCUGGUUUGCGGUUCUGCGAAGCUCGAUUCUACAAAACCCGGUUGGAAACAGAAUCUGCAACGAGUUGGUCGCAGACUCUACUGGCUUGAAGACAGAGACUGCCUCCGAGGGUGGCAUGCAAAAGCUCACUCUGCUGAACAUCUUGCUCUCUGGCGAAGAAGAUGUUGUAUCAACCAUUCCAACACAGCGUUUGGUCUUCCUUACCAAGAACUUGAUUGAGUGUCUCCACUCAACAUCUGCAUCUCUUGGUCUAAAAUCCGAGAUCACCAAAACCCUUUCUCUCAUCCUCCCAGCCCUCGGUGAAAUCUACGGAUCUCACUGGGAAGAAUGCAUGGACAUACUAAGCACUGUGUUGCGCAAUACCAAUGGCGGUGAAGAUGCCCUGCCACUCCUGGUGUCUUCGUUCAAACUCUUUUCGCGGUUGAAAUCUAUCUCGGAGGGAGAUAGUAAUGAAGACGUACAGGAUGCCUGGGCAACUCGAAAGGGUGACCUUUUCACUGCAUUGGCAUCCACGAUCGAUACUUUUGACUCGGAGACAACAUUCAACCAGCCUCGCGAUAUAGCCGUAGAGAACUUGCGUCGUCUCAUCAACGCUAUCCCUGUUGAACAUCUUGAAGAUGUCAGCGAAACCUUCCAUCUCCUCACCGCGCACAGUCGAGCAGUUCAACGCACUGCUUACACUAUCCUUCAUCAUUACAUCCCCCAUGCCCAGGAAAAGAUUUCCUUCGAGCUCGCUCUCUCGAAGACUGCUGCCACUCUGCCCGACGAGCUGGUCUCUCUUCUGCUAGAGCCUCCUUCGAUGCAAGCAGUCAACUCCGCCUACGGAGAUGACAAGAUGUGGACCAGCAUGCGCUCAUACCUGCUCAGCUGGAAAAUUGUCUAUGACCACUUCACGAACGCUUCACUCCCUGUCCAAGAAUAUUACUCCGCUAGCAUCAAAGAGAACAACAUCCUGAUUCCGCUGUUGGAAUUCAUGUUUGACUUCCUCCAAAAGUCGCAUGGAAAGCUGAUUGACGCAUCCAAAUUCGAGAUUCGAUCAUUUGAGCCAGAUCAGUCCGAGAGCGCCGAGAAGGAAACCCAAUGGCUUCUUAUCCAUCUGUAUUACCUGUGUCUGAGACACUCGGCCAACAUGACCAAGAACUGGUGGAUUGAUACUAAGAAACGCGUGAAGGGUCCUGUCGAGGCAUGGUCGGAGAAAUACAUCUCUCCACUUGUCGUGCAAGAUUCCCUGAAGGGAGUGACGGAUUGGGCCGCCACGCUAGAUUCGAAUGAGGAGCGAGCAUUGGAGGUAAAAAUCUCUCAGAAGACGGGAGAAAUUAUCGCCAGCAUUACCGUGGACGAAGAGUCUCCCCCGGUCGCCAUCUCCAUCACGCUUCCGCCAGCAUACCCGCUCCAGCCCGCCUUGGUCGUCGGGCGCAGCCGUGUUCUCGUGGAUGAGAAGAAAUGGAAGAGUUGGCUGUUGACCAUCCAGGGAGUGAUCAUGUUUGCCAAUGGCAACCUGGUUGACGGCUUAUUGGCCUUCCGACGAAAUGUCCAAGGUGCCUUGAAGGGCCAGAGUGAGUGUGCAAUUUGUUACUCCGUCAUCUCCACGGACAUGCAAACACCAAACAAGCGCUGCGCCACCUGCAAGAACACCUUCCACUCGGUGUGUUUGUUCCGCUGGUUCAAGAGCAGUAACCAGAGCACUUGUCCGCUUUGCCGAAACAACUUUGUGUAUGUUUAG